This is a messenger RNA of Lynx canadensis (Canada lynx), 1769 nucleotides long. It is a transcript of the gene NUP35, whose product is annotated as nucleoporin 35. Gene Ontology annotation, molecular function: phospholipid binding; single-stranded DNA binding; structural constituent of nuclear pore. NCBI's taxonomy places the organism in Eukaryota, Metazoa, Chordata, Mammalia, Carnivora, Felidae. The transcript is spliced from 9 exons. The coding region runs from base 250 to 1188 and encodes 312 amino acids. Gene Ontology annotation, biological process: NLS-bearing protein import into nucleus; regulation of DNA-templated transcription; nuclear pore organization. The record is from RefSeq and is a predicted model, not a curated record. Gene Ontology annotation, cellular component: nuclear pore nuclear basket; nuclear pore central transport channel; nuclear membrane.
GGAUCCGGGGAGGCGUCGGUGUAAAGGAACGGAUCCGCGUACACGUGGGUGGGCGGUGACCUGGAGUGUGGUUACAGCUCACCGUUCUUUGGUCACUUGGGCUUUUAGUUUCUGUUGGAUUCCUACCUGCCCUGGGCUUAGCAGAAGGAGUCUUAUUAGUAGAAACUACGGUUGUGCGACGUUUAACCCCUUGAUGGUAGCCAUGGAGAUACUGGCGUUAAUAGGAAGCCGGGAGUUGGAUCUGAACCAAUGAUGCUAGGUUCACCCACAUCUCCAAAACCAGGGGUUAAUGCCCAGUUCUUACCUGGAUUUUUAAUGGGAGAUUUGCCAGCUCCAGUGACUCCACAACCUCGAUCUGUCAGUGGCCUUUCAGUGGGAGUAAUGGAAAUGAGAUCACCUUUACUUGCAGGUGGAUCACCACCACAACCAGUUGUGCCAGCUCAUAAAGAUAAAAGUGGAGCCCCACCAGUUAGAAGUAUGUAUGAUGAUAUUUCCAGUCCAGGACUUGGAUCAGCACCUUUAACUUCAAGAAGACAGCCAAACAUUUCAGUAAUGCAGAGUCCUCUUGUUGGAGUUAUGACGACUACUCCUACUCCUGGAACAGGGCAAAGUAUGUUUAGUCCAGCAAACAUUGGUCAGCCACGAAAGACAACAUUAUCUCCUGCACAGUUGGAUCCUUUUUAUACUCAAGGAGAUUCUCUGACUUCUGAAGAUCACCUCGAUGACACUUGGGUAACUGUGUUCGGGUUUCCUCAAGCAUCUGCUUCCUAUAUAUUAUUACAAUUUGCACAGUACGGGAAUAUCUUAAAACAUGUGAUGUCUAACACAGGAAAUUGGAUGCAUAUUCGUUAUCAAUCUAAACUGCAGGCUCGGAAAGCCUUAAGCAAAGAUGGGAGGAUUUUUGGAGAGUCCAUCAUGAUUGGUGUAAAACCAUGUAUAGAUAAAAGUGUUAUGGAAAACCAUGACAGGUGUGCUUUGUCAUCUCCACCUCUAGCCUUUACACCACCAAUCAAAACUGUAGGCACACCAACCCAGCCUGGAAGUGCUCCUAGGAUUUCUACCAUGAGACCUCUUGCUACAGCAUACAAAGCUUCUACUAGUGACUAUCAGGUUAUUUCUGACAGACAGACGCCAAAAAAAGAUGAAAGCCUUGUAUCCAAAGCAAUGGAGUACAUGUUCGGCUGGUAGUAUAGUAAGAGCUAAGAAUCACCUACCACGGAGGAGGCUGCUACACUAAAACAGAGUUAGCCCAGUACUGCCAGCUUGCCUUUGGUUAGUUAUAUAACCACUCUUGGCAGUGCUGAAUCGCUCUCUCUCACUUUCUUAGAAGCCUUUUUUCUUUAAGGAUACAGCAUAUUUGUAGCUUGCACUUUAAAAGAUGAUUGAGAUAUGUUUUAAAGAAAACAAAAAAUCCCUGUAAAUAGGAUUUUGUGCUUUCUGUGUUAGUGCAUGCUUUAAGCACAAAAAACUCAGCAUUGAUUACUGUAAAUUGUAUAAUUGAAUUUGUGGUGAGGUUUUGUAGUCUUCAUGAGUUGGUGGGGUGAAUUUCAUGAAGGGUAAACUAUACAACUCCUAACAAUACACAAAGAUUAUAAUCAACCAAUUUGAAUUAUGGUUUUUUAAUUUAGAUAGUAUUUAAUAUUUUAAUUAUCCUUGUUUAUAUAUGUCCUGUCAUGGAUUGUCAUCUUUCAGUAUUCUAAAGUCAAAAGUCUUUUUAAAAACCUACUAAAGUUUCGUGAUAAUAAACUUUGUCAAUUCUAUAUAUUAAA